Batrachochytrium dendrobatidis JAM81 is the source of this 393-nucleotide messenger RNA. RefSeq lists its product as uncharacterized. The transcript has a single exon. The record is from RefSeq and is a predicted model, not a curated record. NCBI's taxonomy places the organism in Eukaryota, Fungi, Chytridiomycota, Chytridiomycetes, Rhizophydiales. The coding region runs from base 1 to 393 and encodes 130 amino acids.
AUGAAACUCACAAUCGCAUUGUCAUCAAUACUGGCUGUCUGCUCGGUCACAGUCGCCAAUCCAGUUAUUCCUAAAUCGAUUAUAAAUGGACAAUCUACUGCUACUCCAAUUCUUCCUAGCUCAAUUACAAGUGUUGCAUAUAUAUCUACUUCAACUCUUUCUAGCCCAGCUAUAAAUGUCAAAUCUACAUCUACUCCAAUUCUUCCCAGCUCGAUUGCAAGUGCCAAAUCUAAAUCUAUUUCCAUUCUUCCUAAAUCGAUUAUAAAUGGAAAAUCUACUCCUACUCCAAUUCUUCCUAGCUCGAUUACAGGUGCUGAAUAUAUAGUAUCUACGUCAACUCUUUCUAGCUCGAUUAAAAGUGCUAAAUCUAGCUCUACUCCCCAUUCUUCCUAG